GUUUAAAAAGGAAUAUAAACAAUUAUUUUAACCGUUUAGGUAGGCCUGUAAACUGUAAUAACAAUUUAGAUUAAAAGAUUUUGCAAAGUAGUUUGAAUUUCUGAUUGAUAAUUAGUACAUUUGGGGCUUAGGCUUCUAAAUUAACGUGCACUAGCCAUGGGAUUGUGAAAUGUAAGUUUCACUUUUUUUAGUGUGACUUUGCCCUAGACUUAAAGUUGCCUUUACUCUUUUAAACUCUUUUACUUUUAGUAGUUUUAGUUUACUUUUUAUGAAUUUAGUAGGCCUUCUUGGCCUUGCCUUACACUUUUUUCACUUUAACUUUUAACUUUAACUAAUUAGUAGUUUUAGUCAAGUUUAGUGACAUUUACUUCUUUACUACUCUUUAAACUUUAAACACUUUACUUAAGUCCUUUUUUACUCUUUACUUCCACUUCAGUUUAGUAAGAUUACUAAUAACUAAAAAGAAAGGCAAAUUUUAAAUUAAAUCUAACCCUCCUGACGUCUUGAUAUGGAGUAUGUGUGGAGCCUUUUUCGUUUAGAUUGUUUGUGCCAAAAAAGGCGGAGGUCUUUUGCUUUUCACUAAGUCUAAGAGUCUAAGUCACUGGACCUGCGCUUACUUAACUUUGCAAAAUAAUUUAUAAAAAAUAAAGAAAUAUUAUAUAUAUUCUUGUGGUUGUAAGGAUUGAAAAAACUAAUUCAAUUUUUUACUUUAGAAAUCUAACUGAAAUAUCAACAUUUUUGCAAAUAAGAUAGUCUGAUUUGACUAUUGCAACUGUCAGGUUCAUCAAAACACUUCAUAGAAAAACUACAAACGGUUCAAAACUCAGCUGAUAGGUUAGUUCUAUAAGCAAAAAAAAAACAUGAUCACUUCACUCCACCACUCCACUCAUUUCAUUGGCUCCCUUUACAAGCACGCAUUGACUACAAACUCUUUGUUCUCUGCAACCACUUUUUCUUGGAUUCCUGCCCUUCCUAUCUAACCCAACUUCUUUCUGUCUAUUCACCCCUUUGACAGCUUAGCUCCUCCACAGACACGUGUAUUCUUUCUGUUCCCAAGACAUGCGCACUAAAACAUACAGUUGAUACAGGGAACAAUCUUUCUCUUUCUGCGCUUUCAAACAAUGGAAUUCUCUCCCACUACAAAUCCGCAAUAUACUGACCAUCCAGGCCUUCAAAACUGCACUCAAGACACAUCUCUUCAAACCCUAAUAUCCUGACUGAUUCCCACCCCCUCUGACCGAUAAGAAUGCUGUUGGGUGCUGUCCAUAGCUUGAUAUAUAAAAAGUUGUUGGGUGGGUGAAUAAAAAAUCUAAAUAUAUAUUUUUUUAUAAAGCCGUUUUUUAAUUAAAUAAAUGCAUGUAUUUUUUUAAUGUCAUGAUUAUGUUUACGUAUAUUUUAAUGUGAAGCACAGUGAGCCCAGCACUAGGCUGGGGUUCCGCGUUAUAUAAGACCACUGUAAUAAUAAUAAUAUUUACGUCACCUUGCUGUUCAUGAAUGCAAUUUUUUUUUACACUUAGAGACUUAGAAUAAGUUGUCUUAUUAAACUUACUUGCAAAUUAUUGUUAAAUUUUAUGAUUGUUGAAGCUUUAACAUUAUUUGAAUGAGAUUCAAUGUGAAAAACUGCAUAAAAUAUUCGCCUGGGGCUGUUAUGCCUUUUGGCAUGUUUCAAGGUCACAGAUUUAUAAAGCAUUUAUAAGGGUCACUCGGUACACAAAAAAAUGAUCUAACAUGACUUAACACUGUAAAAUAUCAAUGGAAGCGGCCAUUAAAAUGUUGAGGUGAGCAAGAAAUGCCAGAAGCAGUCUGAUUAGCUGGUAGGAAAACCAGCCGGUCAAUCUCGAUGCUUUUGAUAUUGGGCGGAUAGAUAGGUCUUUGGUCUUUUUUGCCAGAGCACCCUGGGCCGAUCAGGGGUCGAUCAAGAUCAGUACAGGCAUCUUAAGAGAGUUGAAGAUAACUUCUUUAAACUAUUCUUUGAAAUUAGUCUUAGUCGUAGUUCCCCUUAAUUCUGGUUCUGUGAACUCUGUCAACUCCUAAUCUCAAUCAUAUUCAUAUAUUAUAUAUUUCCUGUGAAGGAGGCCUGGUGCUCCUGGGUUCUCAGGGCAUUUAGGCUAGGCCUCAUCUCCUCAGUCUUCAUACUUAAAUCAAAUCUGAACAGGCUUUCAAGUUUAAACUUAAACCAUAAAACUUUAAGUUUAUUUUUGUGACCAUCCAAGGUACUCUUGAAGGGUUGGGUAAAUUAUGAAAUUGAAAGUUAAAUUAUGGAAACCAUGACACUUGGUCUUAUGUAGUAAUUCAAUUUUUAUCAUUAAAUGCUUAACUUCUUUAACUUAAGCUAUAUAUUGUUUUCUAAAUACAUAUUUACAGUAUUCAAGAUGCCUACUGUGAUAGCUUUAGAUGUUUCCCUAUCCAUGUCUCGUCCAGUUGUGCUGUCAGAUAUCCCAGAAGAGUAUCAACGUCGUCACCUUGCUGUUCAUGGAAUCAACACAUACCUGGAUUACUUAAGUGCCAAUUACAAAUUGGAAUUCGUAUCACUUGUGAGUAAUCAAUUUAACAAAAAAUAUUAAACAUUAUUACAUGAAUAUGAAUGAAUUUGAAAAUUUGAGAAGGAAUAGCAUCAUCAUAAACUUUCCAGAAAUUGUAAUUAUUUAGUUUGGAAUACUGUCAAUGAAUCUCAGUGAACUAAAACAUUGUUUGUACUCACAUAAUAUUCUUAAGACAGUGAAAUCCUAAUUGGGUUCAUAAAUCUCAAUAUAAAUUAAAAGACUGCUUUCAAGCUUAGUAAAUGAAUGAAAUAGCAAAACAAGGUAUGUGGAAGCUUGAAAUAAGAUAACAGGACCAAAAACAAGGACGUUUCGGCAUAAAGCCUUCCUCAGCCAACAGUAGAAAUAAAUCUCAUGGCUUCAUUAGCAGGAUUUUACAAUACUCCAUCAGAAUUGUAUUGGUAUUUUUUAAAAGUAUGUGAUAGUGUUAAAAAAAAAAUAAUUAAAAUAUAUUGUUGUUAAUGAGCUAUGGGGUGUUGAAAUUGCACUAGCUUUAUUGUAUUUUGAUGGUGUUGUAUGAGAAUAUAUUAUUAUUACAAAUUUGUUUUAGAUACUUUGAUAAAAACAAUUUCAUGGGUAAAUGAAUUCACACAAUUUUUGGAUCUAUUCCAUGACCAUGUUAUAUCCAAAUUUGCAUUAUAAGGGGGUUCCACAGUAUAUUUUCUGUAAUUUCUAAUUUUUAAGUGAAGCGCAUUGAGCCUAGCCGUAGGCUGGGAUACUCUGUUCCAUUUUUCAUCCGUCAAGAUUGACAAGGACCAUCUUGUCAUCCUGUUUGGGGGGGGGGGGGGGGGGGCAUGGUGAGUUCGCAGGUGGCUUGCUAGUCCGAUCCGUGCUUGGAAUAGCCUCUGACACCGCAGGCAGGGGAUAGUUGCUGUAGUCAGUGGUCUAAGGUUGCUUUUUCGGGCUAGCCUGCAUGUCACAGCUGUCGCUGACCUUCUGGCUUCAUGAAAUUAAGUCCCCUUUUUGACAGCUAACCUCCACCUGGCUCUAUCAUGGGCUGUCUGCACCCAUUCAAAAGGGUUGAUGCUGAAGGCCUUUAGUGCCGAUUUCAGUGUGUCUUUGUGAUGCUUUCUUUAACCUCCUUGGGAUCGCUUGCCUAGUGUGAGUUCACCAAAGAAUAGCUGUUUAGGGAGCCGGUUAUCUUCCAUAGGGCUAUGUGUCUUAUCCAAUGGAGUUGAGACUGCUUCAGGGUGAUGAAAAUGCUAUGUGCGUUCGCUCUAGUGAGGAACUGCUUGUCAGGCACUUUGUCUUGCCACCUGAUGCCGAGGAGCUUCCUGGGGCAGGUUGUGUGAAAGUGGUUUAGUUUCUUGGUGUGACACUGGUAGACUGUCCACAUUUUACAUCCAUAGAGCAAUGUCGAGAGGACUGCUGCACUAUAUACCUUGAUCUUCGUUUCUCGUCUGAUACCUCUCCUGUCCCAAGAAGUGCUGCAGAGUCUGCCAAAUAUUGCACUAGUUUUUGCAAGUCUGGCUAUCAUUUUGUCAUCCAUGAUGACAAAUCUGGAGAGUGUGCUGCCCAAGUAGGUAAAUUUAUUCACUGCGUUUAGAUGCUAUCCGCUGAUGGUGAUGCUGGGUUAAAUGUAGGGCUUACUGGGAGCUGGCUGAUACAUCACUUCAGUCUUCUUUGUGUUGAUUGUGUGGCCAAAGUUGUUGCAGGCCUCAGAGAAGAUAUCAACUCUGUGUUGCAUGGUGGCUUCUGAGGCAGCGUUGAAGGCACAAUCGUCCGCAAACAGAUUCUGAGGGACAGCGCUAUAUAAAACCACCUUAAUUAUAAUAAUGAUAAUAAUAUAACAAUUUAUAACAUUUUACAUCUAGCAACGAUCAUGUGAUAGGAUUUGAGUCAUAAGAGUAACAGGUGCCUUAGGCUACUUGUUUAUAAUUGGUAAUCAUUAUUUCAGAUGUUUUUCUUUCAUUUAAUAAAAAAUUUUAAAAAGUACUACUGGUACAUUGGAAGUCAAUUUGUUUUUGUUUUGCUUUAAAGCCUCUAAUUUUAAUACUAAAAAUUGUUAACAUUUCGGCUUGUUUAACAGGAUGUAGGAUAAAUAUUACUAGUGGUAUAAUCCAAAUGCUUAACAUGCAUAUCGUUGUGUUAGACGAGUGGCUUAGCUUGGGUUAGUGCCUCAAAGGGCGAAUCAAGCUUUUUGCCACCCUCCUUCCACAAAAAUAAACUCUGUUGGCAGCCAAAAAUGCCACCCCAUAAUUUGAUGAAAAAAAUGUAAGCCAGGGGCGGCCACCCCCCUCCGGCUGCCCCUUCCUACGCCGCUGUGUCAGACACAGUUACCCCUCUUUUGAGAGAAUUAAACUUCAAAAAGUCAUUUAGAGAUAUAUAUUAUUUAUAUAAUUAUAUUUUCAGGUAGCAUUUUCAUAUUUGUAUGAGCAACUUUCUACAUUCACAAGGGACUACAAUGUCAUAAGAACUGCCUUAAACAAAGUUGAGGUCUUUAGCAAAACAUGUAUAGAGACAGCUCUGAAUGGAAUCAAACAUGUUAUAUCUGAUGAAUGGAGUCACACACCUUGUCAAGUAAUUUCACUGCAUACUGUAUUGCUAGAUGUUGUCCUUUUAUGCUUGAAACAAAUGUAGCUGAAACACUUUGUUGAUCAUGAGAAAUAAUGCUAUUUAUAUUUGCAAUGCCAUUUUAAUCUAAAAUUAAUGCUUUUUCAAAUAUUUCUCAACAGGUUAUUUUAAUAACUGAUGGCAGCCUUGGUAUUGGUGUUGGAUCCCUAAAGAAAUCACUUGAAACCAUAAACAUGAGACAAUCAGUUGAGGAGAAGUUUCCUUUACCUUUUCCAUUUCCAUGUAAACUUCAUAUAGUAUGUAUUGGCAAUCCCAAUGAUCCAGAUGUUCGUAAUGCUUUGCCCUACUAUCAAAGGCUCAUUGAUGUUGGAGAUCAGGGUGGAGAGAUAUUCACCUUGGAUGGUGCUAUUUCAUUUAAGUAAGUGUUCUUUUAUUUUUAUUUUUCCAAUAUAUUGUGUAUGAAGCGAGAGUUUUGAUUUGGAAAAAAUAUAUUCUUCUUCUUCUUCUAUAUCUUAAGGGCCCACGAUCAAUUUAUUGAUCAUUUUGGCUCCUAUGCAUGUAGAUGGGAUUUGCAAUGUUUCUGUUACUGGUGGUGAUGAGGAAAUUAUGCACUAGGGGUUUGAAGGCUCGAGGCAAUAGACAAAAAUGUGUCUAGUGUUGUCGCCUCAACUGUUCCUUUUGAAAGAUGGUUCCAGUCCCUGAUUGUCUUGGGCAGGAAUGAGCAGCUCCUAUACUGGCUUCUUGCUGGUAUGAGCCUGAAUUGCCUGUCAUGGCCUCGUCGCUGUCUAUGGGGGAGAGGGACGAGUUUCUGUUUAAUACUGGAACAGUGGACCAGCCCAUUAUUUAUCUUGUACAUCAUGGAGAGCCUGGAUUGUCGUCGUCGUUUCUCCAAUGGUGACCAGCCUAGUGUUUCUAGCAUGCUGCCAACACUAGAGGUAUUCCUGUAGCGGUUUAGGACAAAGCGUGCUGCUCGUCGCUGGACCGCCUCCAACCUGUCAAUGCUCUUCUGGGUAAAUGGGUCCCAGACUGAAGAUGCAUAAUCUAAAAUCGGACGGAUAAAGGCUUUAUAUGCUCUUUCUUUCACACAGGAGUUGCCAAUCUUUAGAUUUCGCCUUAAGAACCCCAAGGCUUGGUUUGCUUGGUUACAUACAUUGUUAAUAUGCUCGUCCCAGCGGACCUCUCUUUGAAUGGUAACACCCAGGUAUUUUACGGAGGAAACUUGCUCAAGUAUAUGGCCGUGCAGUUCGUAUUGGUAGUGUAGAGGAGUACAACUUCUAGAGAUUGAUAGUGUCUGGCACUUGGCAGGGUGAAAUUCCAUGUCCCAGCUCAUCUCCCACUCAGCUAACAGAUUGAGAUCCUGUUGUAGCUGGUCCUGGUCAGAUCUGUUACUAACCAAAUUCUUAUUCCCAAUUGACAAUCAUGAUAAAUGAUUCAACAUUAGUAGGAAAUUCUGUAGUUCAUAUUCAUAUUUAUCCAAAUGUUUUGAAUGUUUCAUUUUUAAAAAUUUUACCAUUUUCAGAUCUGUAGAGGACACAUUUAACAGAUUAGCAGAAAAAUACUACAACCCAUUUUGUGGUAAUUUAACUUGUGGUAACUUCAGUUGUGCAAUCCAGCUUUUUCCCAAGCCUGAAUUAUUCAUAAGGUAAUUAAAAAAAAUAAAAUAUGAAGUCUUUAAAGACAUUAGUUCAAAUUGCUGGUAUUUAUUUUAUUUCUUUUACAAACCAUUUAUUACAUUUAGUAUUUGUCAUAAUCAGAAUUGGCACGACCGUUUUAUUGUAUAUUUGUUGAGCUAUCAUCGUUGCGCUUUGUAUAUAUUAUUAUUAAAUUUAAAUGCCGUCUGGUCAUGUUGAAUUUUAAUGAAAUCUUUAACCUUCAGGUAAUAACUGAUAAGUAAUGUUAUCUACUACUUUAAAUUAUUGCAUUCUUGUGCAUGUUUAACAUUUUAAAAAAAAAAAAACUUCCAGAAUCUGUUUUUGUCUCAGAAAAUUUAAAAAUAUUUUUUUCUAUGUGUCAACGUCACAGGCAUCUUGAUGAUGGAAAAGUCACAUACACAGUUUCAGACAAAUUAGAAAUUUUAGGUUUUUUGGACAUUAAAGAUAUUGGAAGCCCUCCAACAGUUGCAAGACAUUUGGUAUUGCCAAGAUCAACUAAAGAAAAAACAGAUGGUUUGUACAUAAAUCGAUAGUGUUCGAACGAACAUUCCAUAAAGAGUUUGAAGAAAACUUUCAACUCAAUGUAUAUAAUGAAAAUAAUGAUUAAGUUUUUUUUUAAUUCUGUGGAGCAGCUCUCAAAGAGUAAUCAUAUUAUUAUAAUAAUUAAUUUAUAAAUGCCACCUUUAGUGGUUUUAAUUAUAGUGUACAAAAAUAUAUAUUUCAGCAAAAGAUAAAGAUGGCAAAAAUGUUAAAUCAGAAGAUGAUGAUGACAGUCAAGAUGAUGGGAAGACACCAUCAUUUACAGUUCUAUUACAUGGCAGUUUGAGGGUUGAGAGUAUGGUGGCCAUCACCAAAGUUUGGUAAAUAAACUUUUUAACUCACAGGCACUUCCACUGAGCCUCUAAAAACCUGGUCAAAAUCUUUGCUAAUCUUUCAUUUUGUACAAGAAAUACUGUGAAAGAUGUGAAUAGUGAACCUUGAAAUAGUGCUGACUCUGGCAAAUGCACUAAUCCACCACUCGCACUGAUUGAUUUUUUUAACAAAAACCCCUUGAAAAAUCCUGUUGUCCUAUGCAUAAUACACAAGGGUUUCUAAGGGACAAAGUCUUUUUAUUCCCUGAGGAUGGCACAUGCAGAGCUGCCAACCCUUCCGAUUUAGUCGGAAUUAUAUGGAUUUUUACCCCUCAUUCCGACCUUCCGACAAACCCCUUAAAAUUCAGAUUUUCCGAACAUUAUAAUUUUUCACCCGUCAUAAAAUUCCAAAAGCGACCAAAAAAAAAAAAAAAUCAAAGAAAAAAAUCGUAUACGACAGGAAUUGGUGCAUUUCGAUGCCACUUUCUUAGUUUUUAUGAAGUGUCUACAUGUCCGGUGAGUGGACGAAUAAGUUCUUGAGAUAUUCGUCCAGCUAUUAUAUAUUCGACCAAGACAUAUGACAGCUGUAACAAAGUUGUGCAAGAUAUGUCCGUCAGCCUCGUUAUGUGACCGCUAAUAGUCCAUCAGAGUUUAUGGUACUUCCUUUCAACAAAUUCAAGAUAGUCUGGACAUUUACAUGAAAAAGAAAUAUGUUAAAUUUUACAAAAGAAAUAUUAGAACCAUUUCUGGUCUUUUUAAUGACUCAAGAGUUUUGUGCACAGUACCGCUUCUGCAGAUUGUCAGGUAUUUUUAAUGAAAAAAUGGUUAAAAAAUGACAAUGUUAAAUAAAGCGUGACAUGCCCAACGGAUCAAUAUCGCCCACACUAUUUGUCCGGUCGCCGGACAUGUAGACACUGCCUUGUUUUUAUCGAAGCGAACCGCGAUCUCCAAAUCAUUCUUCAAUCAUCAAUUAAUCCGAUCGUGAUUCAUACUUUUACUAGGCUAAAAAAUAAUUCAGUUGUGUUGUGAGCUUUUUGUUGUUUAUGUUUUUCUUAAUUAAAUGGAUAAAUAUAUUGAAAGUGGUGGGUACAAUGAUAAUAAUAAACAUAUUUUAACACAAAAAAACCCCCAUACAACAGCAGCUAAGCAGGUGAAUCUACGACAUCCAUGUCUAAUGUAUUUGCUAAGGAAUCGGACGAUUCAGUUCUCAGAUCGGAAGGUUUUUUUUUACCAUCUUUCUUAUAGAAGGAAAUAUUUCUCUAGCCAACUCCGAUCGUUUUAAUGGCAGAGUCAAAGAAUUUUUUCCAGACUCGCUGAUUGCUAGAAGAUUGUGAAGAAAAAUUAAAACAAGGGCAAGCAUGAAAGUUGAUACUCUUUCUAACUUGCUUGUAACUAAAAUCAGUUGCAAUGCUGACCUUCAGUUGUCCAAAGAGCUGUUGGGCAAGUGCAAAGAGGCCACUAGGGAUAUGCUGGAAAACUCAAUUUAAAACUGAACUCUUAGCAGCCUGUGUAUAUAUGUAAAUAAAAUGGAUAUUCUGUUCUGUAUAUAUCUGUAUAUAAACAUUUCCAGUAAUGUUUUUUUCGUGUUCUGUGGAUUCUUCAAAGACAAAAGGGGUAACUUUAUAUUUCUUUAUUUACUAAAAAACGCUUGUGCACUAGUAUGUAGACCCUAAACCAACUUCCCCCACUCCCCCACACCUACCCCCCCCUAUGGCCCACACCCCAUACAGAUUAUUUUCCUUGGCAGGUUGGCAGGUCUGCACAUGCCAUGUCACCCUUGGACAAAAUUACAUCAUGAACAGAGUGUGAUGUAGACCUUUUGCUUCUGAUAUUCAGUCUGCUAACGUCCUGUGCAUUUCUAAAAUAAGGAUUAAGGGGCGUGUUGUCACCAUGUCAUCGGUCGAUUUUCUUUGAGAGUUGUGAAUGAACUGUGGAAAUUUGGUCAGUAAAUAUUGAAAGAUAUAUCAUAACAGACUUGUAGAAAACAAUGUAGGCCUACGUAUUGAUGUAAAUGAUCUCCAUGCAGAAUGUUUAAGCAAAAUAUAAAUUAAAAUCUCCCUUAAAUUUCAUAAUUGUUCUUUGGUUAUUACAUAUAACAUGUAAAUGGAUGCACUUACUGGUUUUUUUCUCUUUUUUUAUAUAUUUUCAAUGAUAUAUUUGUCUUCUUCUUGCAAACUAUUGUGCACGAUUGUCAUUCUUGCUGAACCUGCAAAUACCACUAUCCCUGCAAAUAACACCACUUUUUGUUUGGUUUCAAAGGUUUUUGAUAUUUACAGGUGUCACCAUAUAAUCUUUGACAGCUUAAUUACUUUUUAUUAAAAAAAUUAAUACAAAAAUACAUUUGAAACAGAUUAAACUAUUUUAAGAAACAAAUUAACUGACAUAAUAAGCACUAAGGUUGAUAAUGUUUGAUUAAUUUUGAGCAAACUAUAAAAAAGAUAAAAAAUUCUGUCAAUAUAAAGUUAAUUUUACUUCAAAUAAAAUUUCGAGUUUUGUCAAAAUUAUCUUUUAAUCAUAAAAAGUUUGCAUUUUAUUUUCAUUUCGAAUUUUGUGGGAGAAAAAUAAUAUUUAGAAAUUGACUAAACUAAGCUGUGUCAACCAGAGUUUUCCUCUGCGACAUCAUCAUUGUAAUUGUGUAGGAAUUUUUCACCUUCCACUUAUUUAUAUAUAUGUUGUUGUUUUUUUUUUAAAGUUUAAAACCCUGUGUUAAAAUGAGUAAUCAGCCUCCUGAUAUUUUUCAAUUUCCGCCUUAAUUUUUUGGUGCUAAUUUCAAACAAGUUAUGUUAAAAUUUCCUGAAUUUCUACUUUUACAGUGAUGACUGGUAUGGCAUGAUUUACUCAUGGGCUGACAGUAAAAAAAAGUCAAACCUAAUGUUGGCCUUAUUUGAUCCAGGUAAUAGCAGAAAAAUAAAAUAAAUUAAUUAUUAUGUCCAAUUGAAGACAGUAUUUGUACUCUCAAUGUAUGCCCUAAUGCACCAGUAAAAUAUACUCAACUUUGUACUGUCAUUAGGUCUUGUUAAGCUACAAAUAAUGCUAAUGAAACCUCUCUUCCAAAAUUAAAAAAAUAUUUUCUCUUCAGGGCAAGAUUCAAUUCCAUGGACUGGAUCAUUCGACAACCUUACUUCUUGUAAGGAAUAUUCAUCAGAAGAUGAAGAGAAAAAGUCAUCUUUCCCUGUUAAACCCUUAGAUAAACGCAGUUAUGCACAGUCUUGUGUUGUUUGGAUAAAGCCCUCUGGUUUACAGGUGAGUAAAGAAAUCACUGCAAUUCUUGACUUUUACAAAAAAAUAUAUGUUGAUGUCAAGGCUUUGCUGGUGGUUCUUUUUACAGUAUAGUGUCAAUUUUCUGAAUGCGAAUUAUCUGAAAUGUCAGUUAUCCACGCAGCAUUUGUGUACAAAUACUGGGGAAACAAUUCUGACUCCUUUAAAAUACAUCAUAUCUUUUAGGAUUCAAAAUACAAAGUGAUCUCGGAUUUUAUUCUUAGCGCCAGUCAUGAAAUUUUCGAAACAACUUCAUGUUGAAGAAAUUUAUUUAUGGUCAUCGCCGUUUUUUUACAUCAAUCAGCUUACCCUUAUACAUCAUGCUGUACAUACAUCAUGUUUCUCAACAUGGGCCAUAUGCUAAUACAUGGGGCCAUAGCAUUGUUUCUUAAGGGCCACGAAAAUUUUGAGAAAAAAAAAAGAACUUAAAAAGAGCAGUUACUUAAAUUUUAAUUGCAGGAAAUGGAAUCAUGAAGCUAAAUUAUAUGUUAAAAUGGGCAUCAAGCAAAAAAAAAGUUAAGAUUAAGAAACCCUUCAAAAAAAGUAAGAUGUGAUUAACUUUCAAGUCUUAAAUUAUGUUUUCUUUUCACUAACUUCUUUAGGUGCAGGCUUCCAUGGCAGUGUUAGGUUAUCCAAAAUAUUGGUUAUCCAAAACAACUCUGGUCCCAUUUAGUUAGGAAAAUCAAUGCUUAACUGUAUAAGAUUUCAAUAUAUACUGGGUAGUACUUUCUUAAACAUUGAAUUUGAUAGUGAUUACUGAUUAUUUAACAGUGGUUGCUUACUAAGUGAUUUUCGUUUACACAGACACACAACCAAAAACAUUAUAGUUAUAAAACAUUUUGGUAAAAGCAAAGCAAACAAAUUUAACUUGGCUCCAACUGGCCUACAAAUUAAAAUAUUACUGUAUGCACUAUUGUUUUUUUUUCUUUGAUUUCAUUAAUUUGUUGCCAAACUGAAAAUAUUUCUCUAUAGAAUUAUUUUAAUUUGUUUUGUUAAAAUCAGAUUUUCGACAACACAAAAUCAGGAGAUUGUUAUAAAUUUUAAGGUUGGAAAAAUUGGUUGAACAAUGUAACUUCCUUUAUUAUAGCCUGAAUUUGUUGUUGAAUUCAAGUUGAAUGAGAUGUGUUUUCAUUUGCAGUCUGAUAUUCAAAAGGUCUUAAGACAUGCCAGAAAGUUACCAGAGAAAAUACACCAAUUUUAUAAGGUGAUUAUCUUCAUAUAACGCUUUUAUUUACAUUGCAAUUUUGUAUGGGUAAAACUUGCAUCUCAGUUUCUACCCACUUCCUGAGCUGCAAGUGAGCUGAAACUUUGUAGACUUACCCACCCCAUGACAAUACAAACCUUAAUGAUCAGUUGGUCAGCAGUGACCUCCACCAACCUUUGAGUGACCUCUGCAGGUCACAUCUUGCAUCUCAAUUUUGAUUCACUUCUUGAAUCACCAAUGAGCUUAAACUUUGUACACUUUGACUAAAAGUACAAAAUAAAACAAUUUAAAAAAAUACUUUUAAAAAAAAUGUGUUUCUUCAAAAAUGUACCGGUACAAAAAAAAUUAUAAAUUUCCCCCCAAAAAUUAGAGUUUUUGUCAUAUGACUAAAAAAGUGUGGGGGCGCCCAAUUAAUAUAAUGUCUUAUGACUUUUUCUUAGGUUGCUCUAUCUAUUCUUUAUUUUGUGUGUAGUCAAAUUUUGCAUCUAAAUUAUUACUCACUUCCUGAUUUCCAAUUAAGCUGAAACAAAGAACAUUGCCUUCAUGGGGGACCCACGCUGUUAUUUUAGUCAUAUGACUGUGAUAACACUGACAUUUUGGGGGACAUAGAUUUUAUACUUUUUAGUGCAUUUUUGGAAAAGCGUUUUUUUUUUUCCAAAUAUUGUUUUAUAUUGUUUUAUUAACUUUAAAAGUUGCAUAAUCUCUAUUUUAUAACGAUGAAAAUUCUGAUAAUUAAAGACUGUUUUAUGUAGAGUUAACAAGAUUAUAUAGUAUGUUUUUUACAACACAGCAUGAUCAAUAACCUAAUAAAAGAAAGCAGAUUUAUAUCAGUAAAUAUAAUUAGAAUAGAUCAAUUGAAUCUUAUGGCCUGUUCUUGAUCAUUAAAUUACUAAUGGCUUCUGUUCUUCUUCACCAGGAGUUAAAUCGUACCCGACGGGCAGCUCUGUCAUUUGGCUUUCACAUACUACUCGAUGCCAUGGCGUCUAUGUUGGAAAGAGAGUGCACCCUUUUACCUGGUACUGCACACCCCAAUGCUGCAUUACAGCUUACACAUGCUGCAAAUUUCCUUCGCUCAGAUAAUGCAUUUGAUGUCAUGCAAUCUGUAACACCACUUCCUACAAAUUUUUCAAGUGGUAAUACAGGUUAAAUUUUUUUUAAAGUGUUACUGUAAAUAAAUUGAGCUAUUGAACUUUUA
This is a messenger RNA of Lymnaea stagnalis (great pond snail), 13214 nucleotides long. The record is from the annotation of a GenBank genome assembly. NCBI's taxonomy places the organism in Eukaryota, Metazoa, Mollusca, Gastropoda, Lymnaeidae.